Messenger RNA from Coregonus clupeaformis (lake whitefish), 2688 nucleotides. RefSeq lists its product as uncharacterized. The transcript is spliced from 4 exons. Bases 1348 to 2688 code for a protein of 446 amino acids. NCBI's taxonomy places the organism in Eukaryota, Metazoa, Chordata, Actinopteri, Salmoniformes, Salmonidae. The record is from RefSeq and is a predicted model, not a curated record.
AACAAAAAUCAAUGCGCUCCUUUAUUCAGAUUCAACUGCCAACGCCCAUCCCUGCAGGUUCUGGGGCCUGAGAAAAAAAUAGCAUCUUCGGACAGUAUUCUUUGCACCGUUUGGGCAGUGAAGUCAUGGAAACCCAAAAACCUUUCAGCCGCUGAUCCUAUUAUGUCCAGUUUCUUGGACUUUUUGUUCGUUUGUGCAGUACAAUUAAUCACAUGCGCGAUAAACACCAUAACAUUCACCUCAGCACAAUCAGCAUAUCAGUUUCCCUCAACUGUUGAACAACACUCUGAAUCUCCCCAGUCUAGCUGCUUUAUAAAACAAUAAUCUAUUCACGUUCAUACGUGUAACAACGCGAGAACACGGACAAGCACUUCCUUCAGAAAAAUAAUGUUUGUAAAAACGUCAAAAUAAGGGUCCUCAUUUUGAAACUCAUGAAAUAAGUGUGAAAAAAAUGCUGUAAUGUUGCAAUAAUACAUUAAAUUGGCCACCAUGCAGUUUUUGUAAUGUUCUAUUGCCUAGGCCUACUGGUUCUCUGAAGCAUCCUGAAGAGUUACCUUGUUGUAUAAUGUAUACCAUUUACAACUGGAAUCUAUAUUGAUAUUACAAUAAGGUGUGUAUAUUUUUUUCUUAUGAAUACAUUCCUUUGUUGUUAUCCAAUAAUUUUCACUUAGCAAAAAUUACUUAAUAUCAAGCCAAAACUGAUUGUGUGGAUGAACAAAGGUAAUGUUUACAUAGUCCUAUGUACAUCCCAAAUGGCACCCUAUAAAGUACACUAUCGGCCCUGGUCAAAAGUAGUACACUAUGUAGGGAAUAGGGUGCAAUUUUAGGACACAAUCAGAGGACACCCGCUCAUUUAUCAUGGACAGUAGCUGUGAAGUGAUACACAUUGUUGCAGUGUGGUUUUUACUAUGUUUAUGAGCUUACUACUACAAAAUAUACUGUAUUUCAACCAUAGAAGUGGGUUAAUUGGUUAAGGUAAUUGAAAAUAGGCCUAUUUGGCUCUGGUGAUUUGUCUGUCAGGAUGGGUGUGGUCUCCCAUGGCAUCACAUUACAUCACAAUCAUGAUGUCAUAAAUGACUGUGUUCAGAUAUGUUGACAGCCUAAAUGGUUUGCCAUAGCGUUACUGUCACAUUACGGCAACACUUAAGUUCAAUUCAGGGUCAAAACCAUUGCUAUAUUUUGGAUGGUUAAUUUUGAAGUGCUUGGUGGUAAGUAGUUGUGACCACUUGUGAUUUAGUGUGAGUAGUCCUACUUUGUGGCACAAUUUAAUUGAGUUUAUUUAAAUAAUAUAAUAAUAUUUUUAAGCCAUAUUGUAUCUUUUUCAGGAUUACAGUAAUUGAGGGAACUAUGGGAAAGUUCUCCUUCCCAAGGCUCAUCAUAAGAAUGCCAUGGGCAAAUUGGACUGCACGGGACGAUUUCUGCACAGGAACUAACGAACUCCACAGGCUCAGAACAAACCACCCUCACAACUCCUCACAACUCCCCAGCCAUACUGUGUGUAGGCAGGGCAAGGAGAACACCGAUUCAACCCCGAAGAAGAGGAAAAAGAAGAGGCACAAUGAGAAGGGGACCCAGGUUGAACUAGGCAUGCGGGAGGAUAUCCAUGACCUUGAGCUCGCCCAUUGGAGAUUGGCUAAAGAGACAUGGAGAACUGAGCGAGGAAACAUAAGGGAGAUGAAGGCGCUAUAUGGAGAAAUAUUUAGGCUGCAAAAGUUGUUGGAGGAGAUUGGGGUAGAUAAAGGGGUGAUCAAGCAGCGCUCCACCUCCUCCAUUCUUUGUCCCGUCUCCCCGACACUGCCAGCUCUCCCCAGGUACAAUCUCCACAGGUACCUCACCAAAAGCCAAUCGGAGUGUGACCAGCAUGCCGCCGCCACCCAGAAGAACCCGGCUAAGAAACACUCAAUCUUUCCCCCUCUGGUCACACAGAGCUGCACCUCCCCUGACAAACGGCCUCAUUCUCCGUCCAAGACGUCGCACCCACACGCUUCACACAGAUUUUCUGUCCCAUCCCACCUCCUGGCUCCCGGCCCUCCUGCCCAGCUGAGGCAGACCCAUCCGCAUGUCCACCCCAGGUCCCCAUUGACUGACCAGGCAAAGGUCAAGGAUAAGGUCAAGAGGUCAGAGGUUGCAUCGUCUGAGGAAUUGUCUGAGGAAGUUCAACGGAGAGGCGCAGAAAUUGAGAAUAUGUAUAAAGCGCAGCUGAAAGAGAGGAUGGCCCAAAAGAGAAAGGAAGAGAUUCUGAAGAAAAGGAUAAACAACUAUGACAAGAACGAUGACACUGAGGCCUCCUGCUCCUCUGCAGUAGGACAAUCCAAGACCCCUGCCACAGCCCCCGAGCGUCCGGCCAGCCCAGAGGCCACCACAGAUGCCACGCCAGUGGCCGUCCAAGAGGACACUCAGGGGGCCACCCAGCAGGACCUAGCAGAGGUUGUGAAUGUGCUCAAGAGGCAGUCAUCUGACCUAUACCUGCCUGACGACGUUUGUGAGGAUUCACUCACGUGGAGCUCCAUUUACGAGGAGCUGUGCCCACUUGCUCACAGGGUGAACUCAGAAGCUGACUACAUCAAGGCGCUCUGCGACACCACUGAGAAGGCUGUGACGCCCUUGCGCUUGUCUCAGGAGGAUGUGUCUCAGAGUAUGAGUGAGGACACAAGUGAGGAGGGAGUAGUGAAAGUGAGGAGAGCAUGA